Messenger RNA from Eremothecium sinecaudum, 1368 nucleotides. It is a transcript of the gene LEO1, whose product is annotated as Paf1-complex subunit LEO1. Gene Ontology annotation, biological process: positive regulation of transcription elongation by RNA polymerase II; transcription elongation by RNA polymerase II. Lineage: Eukaryota; Fungi; Ascomycota; Saccharomycetes; Saccharomycetales; Saccharomycetaceae. The coding region runs from base 1 to 1368 and encodes 455 amino acids. The transcript has a single exon. The record is from RefSeq and is a predicted model, not a curated record. Gene Ontology annotation, cellular component: nucleus; Cdc73/Paf1 complex. Gene Ontology annotation, molecular function: RNA polymerase II C-terminal domain phosphoserine binding.
AUGUCUGAAAUGGCUGCUGAAACGGCUGCUGAAACUGAUGUAAAAGCCGGUGAAGAUACGAUACCAAGCACUAAUUCACAAACGGUAUCAUCCGAAGAAGCAAUGAAUGAAGUACCGAACAAUGACGACUCUGAAGGCGUGGCAUCCGGUGAUGGGCUAUUUGGAGAUGAAUCAGAUCGCUCUGGAGAUGAGUCAGAUAAUAGCAGCGAUAGCGACGAAAAUAGUAGUCGGCGUGUAUCUUCUAGGCCUACUGGUUUAGGUAUGAGCGAUGAUGAUGAAGAGCAGCAAAUGUACAAUCGAAAGUUCUAUGGGGACGAUCUGACGGGUCCUUCAGACCGCUCUGACGAAGAAGAGGCUGAGAUACGUGAGGCUGAUGUCGAAGUUGUAAAGCACGUGGUUCCGUACUAUACUACUAGUAAAAAUAAAGAAGAUACGUUAUACUAUGCGAAAAUACCGCAAUUUCUAACGAUUGACCCUGUGCCCUUCGAUCCCCUUAGUUUCAAGGCGCAAGUGAAACAAAGGCAGGAGCAGUAUUCAUCAAAAGAGGAUCAGUUGGAUGACAGACUUAUCGAUGAAAACACUGUCAGAUGGAGAUAUUCCCGUGGUGAAAAUCAGCAAGUCUUCAAGGAUUCCAAUGCGCAAGUUAUCCAGUGGUCAGAUGGUACAUUCUCGCUAAAGCUCGGCGAUGAGUACAAUGACAUUCUUGUCAAUGACAUAGAGAAUACGUUUAUGACCGUGUCACAUGAUCAGCAGGAACUCAUGCAAUGCGUUGAAGGCGGAGAGAUCAAGCAUUCGAUGCUCUUCAUUCCAACCUCCACUAAUUCCAGCGUGCACCAGCGCUUGAGCAAGGCGGUCGCCAGGCGUGAAGCGAGGGAGUCGGGUCCAUCUACUUAUAUAGUGCGCAUGGAUCCAGAGCUCGAGAAGAAGGAGCUCGAGAAGAAACACGACCAAUUAAUCAGAGAGCGUAGGAAAAGACAAUUAAGAGAGCAGAUGGACCGUGAGAAUGCCGAACUCGAGGGUGUCGACACUGGAUCUUUUGGCAUCAAGCGCACCGCUGGUCGUCUGCAGACCCCAGAAACGUACGGCAGGAGAUUCGCAGAUGAGUACGAUGAUGAGGAUGGGUUCAUUGACGAUGCUGAGGAGGUCGAGGGAUACUCUGAUGAAAGUGCAGACGGCGCUGAAGCCUUGGACGAUGGAAACUCAGACGAAGAAGAAGAUUUAAACGCAGAAAGACUAAAGCGGCUAAAGAAAGAAGGCGCUGCUAUGUACAAAGAAACCAGGGCAUCCUCUCAGGACUCAGAUGGAGCAGAUCAAGGUUCUAUACAGAAGCGCAGGAAAAUAGCGGUUCUUGAUUCCGACGAAGAAUGA